Messenger RNA from Elgaria multicarinata webbii, 2511 nucleotides. RefSeq names its product zinc finger protein with KRAB and SCAN domains 7-like. NCBI's taxonomy places the organism in Eukaryota, Metazoa, Chordata, Lepidosauria, Squamata, Anguidae. The record is from RefSeq and is a predicted model, not a curated record. Gene Ontology annotation, molecular function: DNA-binding transcription factor activity; RNA polymerase II cis-regulatory region sequence-specific DNA binding. Gene Ontology annotation, biological process: regulation of transcription by RNA polymerase II.
AUGAAGGGAAGCAAGGUCAAGAUGGAGGAUUGUCAGUAUGGAGGAAAGGAGCCACAGGAUAUGUCUGAGAAAGCAUCACAGAUGGGCCAAGCGAAUGUGAUGGAGACAGCUGAGAUGCACGAAGAAAGAUGCAAGUCCAAAGAGGGUCCGGAGACGGAGCAAGAGGGAAGAGAGAAGGAAUGUCAUAAAGUCACGGAAGAUCUUACAGCUGCGUUUAGCCCCCCUUCCAAAGGAUGCACAAGGGACAACAUGCCCAUGUUCUCCAAAUUUGAGAGGGCAGAGCUAGGAGAGAAAGCGAUGAAGGGGAGAAAACCUGCAGGCCCAGAACUAGAAGGAGGAUCAGGCAGAGCCGGAAAAACCUCCAGUCCAGUUCAGCAGGAAUACGCGACAGAGGGACCAGGAUGGGACGCAUCGCGAGAGGGCAAAGGGGAACCAUCCAGGGGGAUGCAAGAGCGCUGGGAUGCCCAAUGGCAGGAGUUCCUGAGGACACUGCAGCCCCUUCACACAGGAGGUGAGAGCCCAGUGAUGUCAGAGGCUGCCCCCCCAUGGGAUGACACCAAGGCCUUCCUGGCCUCCUUUGAGCAAGUGGCCAAGGCCUUCCAGUGGCCGAGAGGAGAGUGGGCGGCCCGGCUCCUGCCAGGCCUGAGUGGGGAAGCAGAAGAGGCCUUUCGGAGCCUGGAAGUCAGAGAUCAGGAGGAUUAUGGGAAAGUGAAGGCGGCCAUCUUGCGAGGGGAAGCCCUGAGGAUGGAGGCGCAGCGCCAGCACUUCAGGCAAUUCUGCUGCCAGGAGGUCAGAGAUCCCAGGAGGAUUCACAGCCAAGUCCAGGAGCUUUGCUGGCAGUGGCUGAAGCCGGAGAGACACAGCAAGGAGCAGAUCCUGGAGCUGCUGAUCCUGGAGCAGUUCCUGGCCAGCCUGCCAGUGGACCUCCAGGGCUGGAUCCGGGCAGGAGGGCCGGACACCUGCUCCCAGGCUGUGGCCAUGGCAGAGGACUUCCUCAUGAGCCAGCAGGUGGCUGAGACAGUGGCCUGGGAGGGGCCGCUGAAGGAGGAGUUUGAAGAACCAUCAGAUCCUGUGAAGGGACAGAUCUACAAAGAACCUGAGCAAAAGGGUGAUGCUACAUUGGCAGCGGAAGCCAAUUCCCAAGCUUUUCAAAUUCUUCACUUCUUCCUGAAGAACAAGAAAUGGACCAAACUGAAAGAGACGGAUAGCCGUGGAAGUCGCCUGUGUUUGCAGAUCGUCAGCCCGAGUUUGCCCCAGUCAGCGCAACAGACCACUGUCUGGCAAGUCCUGCAGGAGGACGGGGGGAACGUAGAGCCUUUAGGCGACAGAAAAGGAAGUAAGGUCAAGAUGGAGGAAUGUCUGUAUGGAGGAAAGGAGCCACAGGCUGUGUCCGGGAAAGCAUCACAGAUGGGCCAAGAGAAUGUGAUGGAGACAGCUGAGAUACACAAAGAAAGAUGCAAGUCCAAAGAGGGUCAGGAGACGGAGCCAGAGGGAAGAGAGAAGGAAUGUCAUGAGGUCACGGAAGAUCUUACGGCUGCAAUUAGCCCCCCGUCCAAAGGACGCACAAGGGACAACAUCCCCAUGUUCUCCAAGUACGGUAGAAGAUAUUGCUACAAGUUACAACCUGAUAUGAUAGAUGCCAGGGAGGAUCACGACGAAUGCCCCAUGACAGAUGAAAAUCUCCAGCGAAAUCCAUGCUUUGAUCAGUAUCAACGAACUACUAAAGGAUGGCGUAAAUCAGAAUUUUCUGAGAAUGAAAAAGAGGCUAAUCUGAAUAGACUUCAGUUUAACCAAUCAGAAAAGAAAUCUCAAACCUCUACUGAGUGUGUACAGAGCUUUAUUUAUUCAAAGACUCUAAAGCGUAAUCAAGACAUUCAAAGUGUGGGGAGACCAUAUGAAUGUUCUCAUUGUCGCAAAUGCUUCCACCAGAGAGAAGAAUUGAUGAAUCAUGAGCAACUUCAUACUGCAGAGAGGGGGCGUGAAGAUCCUGAGUCUGAGGAAAUCUUUGCUAGACAGGAGAAAAUUGAUACUAGAUUGAAACCAUACAAAUGUUCUCAGUGUGGGAGGUGCUUCACUAAAAAAGACCAUUUGAGAAGACACCAGAGAAUUCAUUCUGGAGAGAAACCAUACAAAUGUUCUCACUGUGGGAAGUGCUUCUCUCUGGGAGAAACAUUGAAAAGACAUCAGAGAAUUCAUUCUGGAGAGAAACCAUACAAAUGUUCUCAUUGUGGGAAGUGCUUCACUGAGAGACAUUAUUUGAGAAGUCACCAGAGAUUUCAUUCUGGAGAGAAACCAUACAAAUGUGCUCAGUGUGGGAAGUGCUUUACUGUGGCAGGCUCAUUGAAAACACAUCAGAGAAUUCAUUCUGGAGAGAAACCAUACAAAUGUUCUCACUGUGGGAAGUGCUUCUCUUUGGGAGACACAUUGAAAAGACAUCAGAGAAUUCAUCUGGAGAGAAACCAUACAAAUGUUCUCAUUGUGGGAGGUGCUUCAGCGAGGGAAGCGUGUUGA